Molecule: messenger RNA, 1893 nt
Organism: Arabidopsis thaliana (thale cress)
Lineage: Eukaryota; Viridiplantae; Streptophyta; Magnoliopsida; Brassicales; Brassicaceae
Product: transferases, transferring acyl groups
Exons: 15
Coding region: 440-1744 (434 amino acids)
Biological process (GO): GPI anchor metabolic process; GPI anchor biosynthetic process
Cellular component (GO): membrane
Molecular function (GO): acyltransferase activity
Source: RefSeq, marked reviewed
AUUACACAUGGCCGAGUGGUACUCAGAAUAAAUGGAUGGUACUCAGAAUAGAUUUUCCAAAAUGAUGGUAGAAUAGAACGUGGUUCGUUUGAUGCAGAUUAGUGAGUCCAUGUUUGGUUUAAUGUGAAAUCGAGCAUAGAUUCGUAACAAUAACAAAAGCAAUCUGAGAUUAUUUUGAUUAAACCGGCCGGUUCGUGAUCCAAACCAAACUAAAUCUAUAUAGUUGAUCAACGAGAACGACUGUUCGAAGUUUACAACUUUUUUUGAUCUCCGAGUUUUGAUGGAUUCUGUACCAAAGCAGACUCUAAAUCCAAACAAACAUCUCAAAGAACAAUUUGUGAGCAAUCUCGAUGGAUCUUCAAUUCUGGAAAUCGCAGCACUAUUGACCAUUGUCCCUGUAAGUUUCUUUUGACUCAGUUUAGCUCAAUUCCUGAUAAUAAUGACGUUUCUCUUGUUUCAGCUCUUGGUUCUAUUACGAUACUCCAUUGGCUUCCACUGUAAAAUUGAUAACAAUGGUGUUAAAUCCGUUACAUCGAAGAAAAACGACGAUGAGAAAAUUGUUAUUUCCAGAAAUUGGAAGGCUGCCAUAUCAUUGGAUUUCAUCUUCAUUGUCUUCCCCAUGCUCCUCUUUUUCACUGUUCUAUCAGAAUGGGUUUAUCAUGGGACAGGCUUGUUGUCGUUGUUGGUACUGAUUCUUUCUGUGACUGCCAAAAGAUCUUUUUCAGGGUUGCAGAGAGGACAGUCUCUCUCGUUUAGAGCAAGUGUAUCUUCUUAUAGAGUUGCUCUGAUGCUUAUUACAUGCUUGUGUAUCUUGGCUGUUGACUUUACUAUCUUUCCCAGAAGGUAUGCCAAGACAGAGACUUAUGGUACUAGCUUGAUGGAUCUUGGGGUUGGCUCUUUUGUGUUGGCUAAUGCUGUUGUUUCUCGGCAAGCUAGAGACGUCUCAUCAGGAAACUGGAUAACUGGAAUUAAAGCAACCGCUCCAUUGCUAUUACUCGGGUUUAUUCGUCUUGUUACCACUUCAGGUGUGGAUUAUCAGGUCCACGUUACGGAAUAUGGAGUACACUGGAAUUUCUUUUUCACACUUGCAGCCAUAUCAAUUCUCACAUCGUUUGUUAACAUACCAGCCAAGUACUGUGGACUCCUAGGUUUCGCUGUUCUUGCAGGGUACCAAACUUGGUUGCUUAGUGGACUGAACACAUAUUUGCUUUCGGACGAAAGAGGAACUGACAUUAUCAGCAAAAACAAGGAAGGAGUAUAUAGCAUUCUUGGUUAUUGGGGCAUGUACCUUCUUGGCGUUCACUUAGGUUAUCGUCUCUUUUACGGAAAACAUACAAAUAUUCGAAGCACCACAAGCUCAAUCGCUAGAGUCUUUCUCGUUUCUCUUCUCUUAUGGAUUGUAACUAUACUUUUUGACAACUACGUUGAGAGGAUCUCCCGUCGAACGUGUAACAUGCCUUACGUUACUUGGGUGCUUGCGCAAGAUCUUCAGGCGUUGGGGAUAUUUAUGCUGUCUAGUUACAUACCUCUGAACAAGCUUUCAUCACUUGAAGAAGCAAUUGACCAAAAUCUGUUAGCAACCUUUCUGCUUGCAAACCUUGUUACAGGAAUGGUGAACCUCACCGUAGAUACCAUCUUUGCUUCUCCAUUCUCUUCUCUUCUGAUAUUAACCGCUUACGCCUUUGCUUUAUCUGCUAUUAUCGGAACCAUUCAUUUCUCCGGUUUCCGGUUAAAGUUCUGGUAAAAAAAAAUAGCUCACAACAUCUAAACUGACACUAGCUUUGGAUUCUGAUAUGAUUGUGUGGCAUAUGAGCAGAGAAGUUAAAGACAGUUUUGUGAAGUAUGAAUCUUUCUUCUGUGUAUGAAAGUUUUGCCGUGAUGAGUAUUUUUUUC